Labrus mixtus (cuckoo wrasse) is the source of this 2189-nucleotide messenger RNA. It is a transcript of the gene ccdc71, whose product is annotated as coiled-coil domain containing 71. The record is from RefSeq and is a predicted model, not a curated record. Lineage: Eukaryota; Metazoa; Chordata; Actinopteri; Labriformes; Labridae. Bases 118 to 1194 code for a protein of 358 amino acids. The transcript has 2 exons.
CCUCUUCUCCCUGGUCUGUCAUCCACACCGCUGUUGUUGCAGCCAUUUUACCGUGGAGCGUCGGCAACAGCGGCGACCGGAGGAUGCCGAACCAGCAGCGUUGAAAGGAUAUACAACAUGGCUGACGCGGUGCGAGGUCCCGUGGUUGGCCGUCCAUUGGCUUUUGCCAAUGAAGAGCGGCGGACGGUUCACUCCUGGGCCCGGAUCUCAUCAGCAGGGCAGAACGUCCUCCUGGAUGCUCUGAAGAUCCUCAGCCCGAUGUCCCGGGACCUCUCGAGCAGCGAGGAACUGGUCACAUUCCUGCAGGAGCUGAGAGAAGAGGGCCACAGGCCUACGGUGCUGCGCAGCAAGGACGUGUACCACUACCGCUCCUGCACCAACCAACUCCUUACUAUAGACAAGCUGAAACCGCCCAGCAGGAACGUAAGGCCCACUGCCAAGAGGAGGGCAAAGAGGCCCUCAAAUAAGAAGAGGGAUGUGCACCCAUCCUGGAACAUCUCUGGAAGGAGCAGCCCCAGAAUACAUGGGAUCCCCCCUCCAGAGCUGCUGAUGGCCAAUCGAGGCAUUAUCUGUUGCAGGACUCCCAGUCGGACAGUAGACACGUUGCAGGCCCUUCAGGUUCAGCCAUGUCUCAGACUUACCAACAUUGAAGGCUCGUCUGGCUUCCAUACUGCUAGACUCCAGAUCCACACUUCCUGGGACUCCUCCUCUGAGGUGCCCUCUGUUGCUUUUUCCCAGCAACAGCACCAUCCAACACUUUCAGGAAUACCUUUGCAGCCUUCUCAGAACGGUGGUGGGGCACCCACCAAAGCUGUGGCCUUGUUCAGCCAGAAGAGCCUGUCCUGUCCCAUCCGAUUGGAUGGGGCGCUUAUUGGUGACUCUGCACCUGUCUUUUACGCUAAUGGCAGGGCAUUCCCAGAGACUCACACAGAGCUGACCAGUAAUGGUUGGAGGAGCAACGGCAUCCAUAAGGAAGCCCGGAGCCCCAAGGAACUGAACCAUCCAACCAGGCAGAGAAAUGGCUGGAAAGACAAGAAAAGUUUUAGAUGGAGAGUGAUAAAGGUGGAUGGCUCUCGCUCUGUAGCUGAUGCCUGCAGAAAAGCACAGAAGAUUCUACAGGUCAACCUGUCGCCAGUGAUUCAGAUACAACCUCUCCAGCAUCUGAUAAGAGACUUCAGAUACCAGAAUAAGUGACAAUUCCCCCAAACCCCCAUUGUUUCCUCUAGCAGAUGUUAGUGUUUUACAUCCAUUAGCCUCUACCUGACAUGACAGAUAUCUUUCAUGGGUUUGUGAUCACUGCUCAUAGUUGGAGAUAAAGAAGUUAGUAUCUGUCUGUAGAAGUUCUGGUUUCUUACAGGGGCACUUGGGUUCAAAAGGCAUUUAAAGCUAGGUGAUGCGUUUCCCAGCAGGCUGGGAAAUGACACUCAGCCAAAUGUUGGUACAUUAUCAUGUCUACGGGAGUUUCAACCAACCAUCAUUCUGCUUUGAGUUGUCUUGCUGCUAGCUAGUGUUGCAGAUUAAUUUUGGGAGGUAGCAUCCACUGUGACUGUUAAAUCAGAUUAACUUUCUGCCCUUCCCAAAGGGACUGAGAGUGGCUAACAUCUGUUUGAAGAGUAUUUAUAACUUGUUUGAAGUAUAGAGCCAUUUCGUUAAAGUUUUUCUCGUCUUGCCUAAAACAGUGCAGACACUCUACAGUAUCCUAUUUUCUACAGAAAAGAAGUAGAGAAAAUGAAGAGUUAGUUGGGCCUUCCGGAUCCUGUUAGGCACUCAGAUGAACUGGUGGACCAAGUUUCCACAGUCUUCAGGUGAGCGGACAUGGUGGUUGGUUGGUUCCAACAAAACAAAUGAACUUAACAAAAUGAGGCAAGAAGAGAGAAAGUGUUCAGUUUGUCUUCCUGUUUUUGUAAUUUUUUUGUUGUGUUUUCACUGGAAAUCGGGAGGCUCUUGCAGCGAGCUCAGCAGGGAAUCCGACGCGCGAGCAUACUUAAAGAUAGAUGGAUCGAUAUCUGUGAGAUUUGUUUGAACGACAGUCCUUCACAAAGUGUUCCUUUUGGUUUGGUUAAUCCAUACACAAAGACAAAAACUGAGUAUUUUUGACUGUUGGGAAGUUUUCAUGUCUUACUAUGACAAACCAUGAACAAAUUAAACCUCUGAGAUGAAUCUCUAAAUGUAAAUUAAGGGAAAAGAUU